This is a messenger RNA of Panicum virgatum (switchgrass), 2027 nucleotides long. RefSeq lists its product as uncharacterized. The transcript has 5 exons. The coding region runs from base 943 to 1857 and encodes 304 amino acids. The record is from RefSeq and is a predicted model, not a curated record. NCBI's taxonomy places the organism in Eukaryota, Viridiplantae, Streptophyta, Magnoliopsida, Poales, Poaceae.
AAUGAGCGACACAACAAGCCAGGCAGGCAACCGUUGAACGGAGUCCUCUUCGACCGCCACAGCUGACAAGCCCUACUACCGGCCUAGCCCUGGCCGCCGACUCCUCGCCGGCGACGCCUUCGCGCUCUCAGCGGAGGACGAGGUGGAUUUGACCGGUGCUAAUCUCGAUCGAAUCCCCCGCUUGUCGCCUCUCUCCCGGCCUCCCGAUCUCUUCUUCACGCCACUUUUGGAGCCCGAUCUCUUGGCCUCCGCGGUGACCUGUACGGUCACGGAGAGGGAGCAGAUACUUAAAUACUGCUUUUUAAUUGUUUGCGUCUGUUUAUUUGAAAUGUCUUAAGCACUUUGUUUUGCAGCACCAGAACUACGAGAAGCUUUUUGAUUAUUCCCUUCGAAAUAAUAUGGUUGUUUAUCAGAGGGUUGACGGACUGAAUAGAAAUGCUGAUGAGCCUGUUUUAUCUGAAUGCUGUAGGCUUCUUCUUUUGCGCUUAAUUAGGAUGGUUAUAGAUUUUUUUGACAGCAACUUAUGCUUUGAUGCUUUUACGUUCAAUGAUAUAAUGAUAGACCUUGCUUAUGAUAAUGUACCUAGAUUAGUAACAGGUUUAACGACUAAUACUGCAACUCCUGGUGGUAUUGACCGAAAUUUGAGUUCCUUGGUGGAUGUGAUAGAAAAAGGUAUACUGUCUCGCUCUUCUGGAUUACCACAUGAUCUUACAGAACUCUUCAAAUUGAUGCGAAAUAAUGGGCAUAAGAACAUUGACAUAAUAAAUGUCCAUUCAUCUCUAAUUCCUCUGGAGAACGUGAGAGAGCUUUUUCUGAGGAUGCAUUCUGAAUAUUUUGAUCUCAAAAAGUCUUCGCCAACUGACUACAUUACAGUUUCGCAGGGCAUCAUCUUCCCUGCAGGUUGGGAAUUGAAGAUACAGUCAAAUAAGUAACCUGGUUAACAUGUACAACAAAAGGCCACUACAAAAGAAGAAAGGAGGGAAAGUGGCAGGGGGGCCCAGUAAUCUGCAAAUAACAGCACAAGGACUUACAAUAGGAACAAGCAGGGCUGUCCAGGCAUCAACAACAACAUCGGCAUUGGCGGCGCAACUACCGCCAGUAAUGACGCAAGGACAGGGGCAAGUCCAGGCUCAGCAUGCCAAGAUGCUGCAGGGGCAGGCACAAGGGCUGGUGGCACGGAAGCCUCAAAACUGGGUCCCUAUCAAUAAGCCACGGGUCUCAGCAAGCUCAUCAUCGACUAUGCCGCCAUCUGUUGUUGUCUCAGCAGUAAUGACCCAAGGGCAGGGGCAAGUCCUGGCUCAACGUGCCAAGAUGCCGCUGGGGCAGAAACAAGGGCCGGUGGCGCGGAAGCCUCAAAAUUGGGUCCCUACAUCUAAGCCACCGGUCUCAGCAAGCUCAUCAUCAACUAUGCCGCCAUCUGUAGUCUCAGCAGUAAUGGCGCAAAGACAGGGGCAAGUCCAGACUCAACAGGCCAAUGUGCCGCAUGGGCAGCAGGCACAAGGGCUGAUGAUGCUGCACGGGCAGACACAAGGGCUAGUGGUCUCAGCCAGUUCAUCAUCAACUGCGCCGUCUGUUGUCUCAGCAAGCAGCAGCGCGGCCCCUGCCCCUGGAGUGCAGCAAUUGUGGCCCCAGUUGAAGGUAGGGAAGUACAACGCUCCCGGGUCUGACCCCUGUGAGGAAGCCGUCCAUUACAACAGAAACUGCAGGGUCCAUGGCCGAGAGCAUGGGCUAUUACAGAACCAGGUUGAGAUUAUGCUUAAGCAUGUCUUUGGAGUCAUGAUCGCUUCCUUCCAGAAGGCGCUACACUCGGUGGGAAAGCUUAGUGACCUUAGUACGCAUACCUUGCUGCCUAAAUAGAGAUGUACCAGUGCUACUAACUACGAGUACAAAUAUGGAGCUGGAUGUUUACUUUACAUAAUUCAUGUACUUCCUUGGUGCAUGAAAAGUUACCCUGUAAAAAUAUGGAGCUGGAUGUUUACUUUAGAUAAUACAUUGACUUUCAACGUGUAUACUACUUGGUGGUACUA